This is a messenger RNA of Knipowitschia caucasica, 1173 nucleotides long. The record is from the annotation of a GenBank genome assembly. NCBI's taxonomy places the organism in Eukaryota, Metazoa, Chordata, Actinopteri, Gobiiformes, Gobiidae.
AUGGUGACAGGGGAAGCCACCGUCCCGCUUUUCCUUCCUCAUCGCCUGGCGGCGGACCUGGUCCUACUUGGCUGCGGUUUUCCCUUCCCCGAUGACCUAGUCGGUCCUUCCCCCCGGGGUUGCCCCCCCGGCCCCGCAUUUGGUUUUCCUGGCCCCUUCCUCGGGGGGGUUUCCCCCCCCCACCCCCGUAUUCAGCGUUUCCUUGCUUUGGAGCCAGGUUCGGGCCCCCCCGUUGACUCUGAGGGUUUCCUUGUGUACCACCCCCGGGGUAAUUCCCCCUUGCGGGGGGCUAGUUCGGGGCCCCCCUUGGCCCGGGUCUCAUCCCCCGUGUUCGGGACCAUAGUAGUGCCCUUCCCCCCAGCCGCCCGUUCCCCCGCCUUCGCGGCCUGCUCUUCUCCCUCUCGCCCCCGUCUGCCCGCUUCGGCUGUUCGUCGCGGAUUCCGCGCUGCGUUUGUCUCCCUCCGGUGCUCUGCCCUUUCGCCCGUCCCGCCUGGCUUAGCGGCUUCUCCCCCGGUGCCCCCCCGUACUUUGCUUGGCUCCUUUGCGUUUUUGAUGCCCCCCCCCGACUGCCCCGUGCCCGUUGAGGGGGUUCGCGCUCCCUUCCGGCCCCUGGAUUCGUGCCUUAGGCCCUCUCGCCCUUUCCCCCCCCCGUGUGUCGUCGCCCCUUUCGGUCCUCUUCCUCCCCCCUCCUCUUUCCCGGUGCCUCAUGGCGUUGCCGGGGGUCGUGUGUCGCGGUUGGCGUAUUCCCCCCCCCCCCCCCGGCUCGUUGUGAGUGCGGUGCUUGUGGUCGGCCUUCAGGCCCCCUCCUUGAGCGUUGCUGUUUGUCCCUAUGGCCGGUUGCCGGCGUUUACUCCUUGUUCCCCUUUGGUGCCUCCCCCCCCACCCUGCCCCGUUCGAGUCCUUCUCUCGUUUCCCACUCUCCUUCCACUCGCUUUCUCGUCCUGGCGCGCCUCGUCCUUGCUCUCUUCCGGCGCGGCGUUCCCCCCUCCUUUGCGGCCUUCGGCCUCCCGCCCUUCCGCUUAUCUCUCUCGAGUCUCCCUGGCUCUCACAUCGAUCCCGCGGUGCCUGCCCUCUGGGCCCCCUGUUCUCUUCCCUGUUUGCGCUCUUUCUCGCCACCUCACGCUGGGAUUUGCCUACCUCCCUUUCGCUCCGGUGCCUCUCUUGGUGUUCUGA